This is a messenger RNA of Penicillium cataractarum, 1293 nucleotides long. RefSeq lists its product as uncharacterized. The transcript has a single exon. NCBI's taxonomy places the organism in Eukaryota, Fungi, Ascomycota, Eurotiomycetes, Eurotiales, Aspergillaceae. The coding region runs from base 1 to 1293 and encodes 430 amino acids. The record is from RefSeq and is a predicted model, not a curated record.
AUGAAGACCGCCGUACCCAAAUUGCCUGACGGCCAUGGCUGUGUCUAUAAGGAGGUGCGCUUUUCACCAACGGCAACCCCUGCUCGUCGUGCGCAAUCGGUUUCUACAAGCACCCCUUCUAUGAACUCCAAAUAUCGACAACCGCGGAUCUCUCAGGUCCCCAAGGCACUGGACCUUGGCUUAGACACAUCAUAUAUCGAACAAUCACGAGAACUGCUUGAGAAUCAACGGGCGCAUCUUGAAAGUGAGCGGGCACUAUUCGCCCAGGAACGACAAUUAUGGGCGAAAGAGCGGGCGCUUUUACGGACCAAGAUUGCAGAGUUAGAGUCAUUGUUGAAAUCUCAACGGAGCCAGUCUAUCAUAUCAACCUCCCAUCCUUCCAGGCCUUCAUUUGGGACACCGCAGUACCUGGACUCCAAUGAUCAUCUCUCCUCGGCACAGGUGUGGGAAGGGUCAAGUCCAGGAAGUCGACCCACGAGGGUAUUCCGCGACGAGGAGAUCCCAGAUAAUGCUCACCUGUCGCCGAUCAGCGAAGGCAGCGGCAGUAACCCUCCGUCCCUUGAUGCGGCACUUUCACCACGGGCACGGGCUGUAGACGCCUCUGGCGCGAUCGUCAGCAUCCCCGUGCCCAUCGAGAAGCUUGACAGCAGACUGGAUGGGAUCACCCUCAAGUCCACUGCUUUGCCACCUGGGGUCGUUGCUCGAGUGAUCACCCCACCCUCACCGUCGCCCCUAGAAACCUCCUCCCCGGCUCCAGCCUCCGCCCCCUCGGAGCCUGCAAGGCCGGGGAUGGAACACCGAAACAGUCUCAAGUUGAAGCUGUCAGAACUCGGCCUACCCAAUGAGAAUCUUGUCAGGGAUGCUGGCCACACCCCAAUGGCGAUCAUCGAGUUGGAUGUCAGCCAGCUGACCACCCAGAAUGCUUCUCCUGUCGAGAUACUCCCGUCCGAGGAGGAGGAAGCCCCCUUGGCGCCUAUGGUCACCCACGCCAAUCAACCGUCCGAACACGCGGAGUCCUAUUUUCCCGACGUGCCUGACGAUCCUGCCCUCAAGGGGCCCCUUGGUCUGACUAAUGAUGAAGAACACGACAGCAGCUUCCUGAACGAACUUGAUUCGCGGCUCCUGGAUCAGGCCAAGCGCAUCCUGUCUACUUCGACGAUAUCCGAUGGACCCGACGAGGAUGACGACGACGCUGAAGCGCCUAACAAAGGUGAACCGGAACCGGAAAUCAGAUUUAAGAAGUCUACCAACUUUGGCACGGCAUUUGGAAUAUCGAAAUUUGGGAAAAUCUGA